Molecule: messenger RNA, 975 nt
Organism: Phalaenopsis equestris
Lineage: Eukaryota; Viridiplantae; Streptophyta; Magnoliopsida; Asparagales; Orchidaceae
Product: probable phospholipid hydroperoxide glutathione peroxidase
Exons: 6
Coding region: 73-798 (241 amino acids)
Biological process (GO): response to oxidative stress
Molecular function (GO): glutathione peroxidase activity
Source: RefSeq, a predicted model, not a curated record
UAUCUUCAGCUCCGAAUAACGCUCACGAAACAAAAACCAAACCAAAAAAUCUGCUUUCCUGCACAUCUUGCGAUGACUUCUUCGGUAUUCGCGGCGGCCUCCCCGGUCUUCACCGGCGGCAUCUCCUCCGCCGUCGAUGGAGUGAGAAUUGGGGGCAUACGGGCGGCUUCCGUGUAUCUGGGCUUGUCGGCGAAGUUCUCAUCUGGUUGUGGGAGAUCUCAGGUUCUCUCCUUGCGGAGCUCGAGGAUUCCUGUGGGUUUCGGGACGGAUGGGCAGCGUACGCCCGGCGUAGCUUUCGCUACCGCCGCCACGGAGAAGAGUGUUCACAAUUUCGCGGUCAAGGAUAUUGAUGGCAAUGAUGUUUCACUUAGCAAAUUCAAGGGAAAGAUUUUAUUAAUUGUUAAUGUUGCUUCAAAAUGUGGGUUGACAACAUCAAAUUACACAGAACUUUCUCACCUUUACGAAAAAUAUAAGAGUCAAGGCUUUGAGAUUUUGGCCUUUCCUUGCAAUCAAUUUGGAGGUCAAGAGCCUGGUUCAAAUCCAGAAAUAAAGCGAUUUGCUUGCACAAAGUUUAAAGCAGAAUUUCCCAUAUUUGAUAAGGUUGAUGUAAAUGGACCAAAUACAGCUCCAUUAUAUCAAUUUCUCAAGGCAAGUGCUGGGGGAUUUCUUGGUGACCUUAUUAAAUGGAACUUUGAAAAGUUUUUGAUAGACAAGAAUGGUAAAGUUGUUGAGAGGUACCCGCCUACCACCUCGCCAUUCCAAAUUGAGAAAGAUAUCAAGAAGCUUCUUGCAGCAUGAGAAGUCUGGAGAGUUCAUUACCGUGUAAAUAGCAGCAGUUGUUCCGUUGUCUUUAAUGCCAGCUUGCCUUCCCAACGUUCUGCUAAUGCUUUUGUUUAACAUGAAAAAUUUUCUACUCCCUUUGUUUAUGUUAAGUAUUAGCUAUAUUUAGAAGUUGGUUUAGUUCCUUUUUUAAGA